This is a messenger RNA of Diachasma alloeum, 510 nucleotides long. RefSeq lists its product as uncharacterized. Lineage: Eukaryota; Metazoa; Arthropoda; Insecta; Hymenoptera; Braconidae. The record is from RefSeq and is a predicted model, not a curated record. The transcript has 3 exons. The coding region runs from base 1 to 510 and encodes 169 amino acids.
AUGAGGCGGUUUCAUUGGUGCAUUAUCGGGGUCCUACUGGUGGGCCCGACGGUGUCAGUAAUGGGAGGUGAUGCGGUCGAAAUGGAAAAAUUCGCGGGACACAGGGACGCAAGUAGCAGUGAACAAAUCACAAAUCUCAUUGAUUUCAUCUUUGGGUACAGCAGCUCUCAAGGUCGAACAUUCGGCAUGAAGAGGAUACAAUUUAUGCUCAUGCCGAUGAUGUAUAAAAUGGGAGUGAUGAUGACACUCCUGAUUGUUCUCACUGUGAUCUCCAUGAAGGGCCUGAUGAUCGGUAUCAUGCUGUUGGUCCUGAAGCUGAGUGCCUUCUUCGGUAAAUUCUACGCCUCAUUGUCGUCACACCAGCCUGCAGCAUGGUCACCAGCAGCCCAACCAGUUCAUCUUCACGUUCACGGAGGUCACCAUCCCCCUCACUACACACCGCACUAUGACCCUGGCCAAUGGGAGCCAGCCAAUAAUCCAGGAGACGAGCACUAUUAUUACAAAGGAUGA